AGUUUCCAGGAUAACCGAGACAAGCCGAAUAGCGAGGUUACUGAAAGGGGCGAGUGGUGACGAAUGAUAUAGCGAGUGACGACGUUGUGUUACUGUCAGUGAUACCACUGCUAUCCUUGUUGCCACGCCCCUUUCUGAACGUAGUCAGUGAGAAAUGGCAGGGUCAGUGCCGACCAUCACUCUUAGCACUGGACAACACAUGCCGGUGCUGGGGCUUGGGACAUUCAAUAAGUUUAAACAAGGCGAGGUGUACGAGGCAGUGAAGUCUGCCAUCAGUUGUGGGUACCGCCUGAUUGACACCGCCUGGGUUUACCGGUCGGAAGGCGAGGUAGGGGAUGCCAUCACGGAGGUCGUCAACAGCGGUAUAGUGAAGAGGGAAGACCUCUUUAUAACAUCAAAGUUAUGGAGUAUCUUCCAUGCCCCGGACAGUGUCGAGGUCGGCCUCAGAGAGUCUCUCAAGGACCUGAAAGUGGACUAUGUCGACCUAUAUCUCAUGCACUGGCCAAUGGCGUGGCAGGAACCAGCAGAUCGCAAUACGUGGAUCAUGGGGACAGACUUCAAACCUGCCGACGUGGACUUCGUUGAUACUUGGCGAGCCAUGGAACGUCUUGUGGACAAGGGUCUCGUGAAGGCCAUUGGCGUCUCCAACUUCAACAUCACACAGCUGAAACGUCUACUGUCUGCAGACAGUCUCAAGUAUAAGCCGGCCAACUUGCAGAUUGAGAUCAGCCCUUACAUGGACAACAACUACCUCGUCAACUUCUGUCUGGAACACGACAUCACCGUCACGGCGUUCUCCCCCACUCGCUAUGCCGGGAAGCCGACGCCCAAUCUGAUGGAGGAGAAAGUUCUCAAGGAUACUGCCCGGAAAUACGGGAAGACUCCAGCACAGGUGGCUCUGAGAUGGGCCUUCCAGAGGGGAUACGCCACCGUUCCUAAAAGUGUCACUGCGCACAGAAUCCGGGAGAACAUCGAGUUGUUUGACUUCGAACUGUCAGCUGAUGAGAUGAAAGCUAUCGCCACUCUGAACAAAGACUUGCGGCUCGUCUGGCUGGACAACUUCAAGUCCUUCCCAGAAUACCCCUUCGAGUACCCCCAGUAAACAGCCAGCGUCCAGGUGGUCAACAUGCUGAACAGGGCCUCCUUUCACAACGCACUAAGCUGAUCGUAAGUCACUAAGGUAACCUUAGUGCAAUGUUAAAGAAUGGGAGUUACGGUUAACCACAGUAAAAGUUGUAUCGUGAAAGGAGCCCUAAGAGGGAACACGGACGAUGGUCGGUCUGGAUCCAUGUGACAACAAUUGAAGUCACUGUGUCUCUUGUGUGAAGGAGUGCAUCGUUCUGGUCUGUGCUUGCAUUUACUGUACAACUGACAUAUUUUAUUCAAAUUUUCGAAAUAAAUAAACCACAAACCAUUACUGAACCAUA
This is a messenger RNA of Haliotis rubra (blacklip abalone), 1427 nucleotides long. Its product is annotated as aldo-keto reductase family 1 member B1-like. NCBI's taxonomy places the organism in Eukaryota, Metazoa, Mollusca, Gastropoda, Lepetellida, Haliotidae. Gene Ontology annotation, molecular function: aldose reductase (NADPH) activity. The coding region runs from base 155 to 1102 and encodes 315 amino acids. The record is from RefSeq and is a predicted model, not a curated record. The transcript has 10 exons. Gene Ontology annotation, cellular component: cytosol.